Striga asiatica is the source of this 480-nucleotide messenger RNA. Lineage: Eukaryota; Viridiplantae; Streptophyta; Magnoliopsida; Lamiales; Orobanchaceae. The record is from the annotation of a GenBank genome assembly.
AUGAUCAUGCCUGAAGCCAAUGGCUUUGGGGAAAAAUUUACUCAACUACAAUUAUACGUUCAAGACAUGCUUCAUGGCCCAACCCCAACACCUAUAAACGUUGCCAUGGCCAAUUCCACGCCCUCUUCACCGACGUUUUUUGGGCUUGUUGCCGUUCUGGAUGACCCAGUGAGAACUGGGCCCAGUUUGGAUGCCGAGAUCGUGGGCCGGGCCCAAGGGAUGAUUGUCUUCGCCUCCAUAGCAGAGACAAGCAUCCACAUGACAUUCGACCUCGUUUUUACGGGUGGAGAGUAUAAUGGGAGCACGCUCAAUGUGCAGGGACGAAAUCCAUAUCUGCGUGAUUAUCGAGAAAUAUCAAUAGUGGGUGGGACGGGAGGUUUCCGGUUGGCGCGUGGACACAUUGGGGUGAAUACAGUGUCGAUUAACAGCACGUCUGGCGAUGCAUUUUUUCAUUAUAAUAUUACCGUGCUACAUUAUUGA